Messenger RNA from Clarias gariepinus (North African catfish), 2839 nucleotides. RefSeq names its product STAM binding protein-like 1 (gene stambpl1). The record is from RefSeq and is a predicted model, not a curated record. Lineage: Eukaryota; Metazoa; Chordata; Actinopteri; Siluriformes; Clariidae. Gene Ontology annotation, cellular component: endosome; membrane. The transcript is spliced from 11 exons. Gene Ontology annotation, molecular function: protein binding; K63-linked deubiquitinase activity; metal-dependent deubiquitinase activity. Gene Ontology annotation, biological process: protein K63-linked deubiquitination. Bases 291 to 1604 code for a protein of 437 amino acids.
GCGCCGCUGUGCUGCUCACGCACCUCAGACACAAACGCUUGUAUUAUACAGCAGGUUAUGUCGCUAAAGAGCACGUUUCAGGCAGAGCGGUGGUAAACCCUGCCUGUCUUUCUGGCGAGGUGAAUAAAUAGGUUGUUUAUGAAGUGCGGAGGUGAAACGAUUGGCGUCACACUGAGACCCGAGUCCUGGGUUCUGUAAGCAUGUGCUGCGCGUGAGGAGCGCGAGAGGGAUGCGGAGCAUGGGACACCAGCAAUGCACUGACAGUGAGGAAUCAUCUUGGGAAAUGACAGAUGGAGACAUCGGGAGGAUUGGAGCCUGCCAGCCCGCAUCUUAAAUGCGCCAUGGAGCAGGAGUUCAGCUUCAGCACGCUGAAGAAGCUGGCAGCUGAGCCAGACUAUACGGAUGUAACACUGCCGGCAGUCGAGCGUGUGCGAGCCCUCAGUAAGAUGGGCUACAAUAUUGAGAUCAGCGAGGACAUCGCGCCACGUCGCUACUUUCGCUCAGGGGUAGAAAUGGAGCGCAUGGCCGCCGUCUACCUGGAGGAGGGCAGUCUGGAAAACGCUUUCGUCCUCUACAACAAGUUUAUCACUUUGUUUGUGGAGAAACUUCCCAGUCAUCGGGACUAUCAGCAGUGCAACGUCCCAGAGAAACAAGUCAUAAUGAAGAAAUUGCAAGAAGUGGCUUUUCCAUGCAAGGACCAGCUGAGGAAACUACUUCAUGAGAAAUACAGUAAAGAGUACAGUGAAUAUCUGAAGAGGCAGAGUCAGGCUGUACCUGUAGCUGUGUGUGGAGAACAGCUACAGAAGCUAUCUUUGCUAGAGGAAGAGAAACAGCGCGUAGCGCAGUUGAGAAAAAUGCAGCUGGAGUCAGAGCAGUUCCGUUACUUCGAGGACCAGCUGCGGCGUCAGGAGCAGGCCAACCGUAAACAGGAUGCGGGCCCUAAAGAACCUGAACAAACAGAUGGCUCAUGUCUGUCUCAGGCUCCAAAAAACCAUACACGCCUUGACCCCAACCGCAACAAACAAGCCACACCUGUCCCUAAACCUGCGGCCACAUUAGCUGCAGUCCAAAAUCAACAAGUGGAAGGCCUGAGGCGGGUUCUAAUUCCUCGAGACCUGACAUACAGGUUCCUGCUGCUGGCCGAUCGCAAUACAGCCAGAGGCAUUGAAACAUGUGGCGUGCUCUGUGGAAAACUGACUCACAACGAGUUCAUGCUCACCCACGUGAUCGUGCCCAAACAGUCAUCAGGUCCAGACUACUGUGACAUGGAGAACGUGGAAGAGCUAUUCAGUUAUCAGGACCACCAUAACCUACUGACCCUUGGCUGGAUACAUACGCAUCCCACACAGACAGCUUUUCUUUCCAGUGUGGAUCUCCACACGCACAGCUCUUAUCAACUGAUGCUGCCCGAGGCCAUCGCCAUUGUCUGCUCACCCAAGCAUAAUGAUACCGGAGUGUUCCGCCUCACCGCCACUGGAAUGAGCGAGGUGGCUGGCUGCAGACUGAAAGGAUUUCACCCGCACUCGAAAGACCCUCCACUUUUUACCAUCUGUAAGCACGUGGUUGUGAAGGACGCCAAAACAACAGUGCUGGACCUCAGGUGACAGAUGAAAGGAGGACACGCUUCAGUAGAAGCCACAGGCCCAAGAGUUUUAUUUUUUAUCUUCGGCUACUUGGAGGCUUUUUUGUAUUUAUUUAUUUAUUCAACAAAAAAGUACUGUGAAGUGGAGUCUGUUGCACAGGUUGACGUUGGCAUCUUGUCAUGAAGCUGUAAAGCUUUUAAGUGGUGUUUUUUCCCCUCUGUCUGUGUUCGGUUAUGGAAUUUUCAACAGCUUGCUUUAGCAUUUGUGCCUGUUUAAAAGCAAUCUAUUUGGACAGUUUUGUGAUCUGAUCUGACUGCUUGUCAGGUUGGAUUUUACAGUGCGUCCUGAAGGUGGCAUCUUUUAGCUAUAAAUGCCACAACCAAAAUGUGAACUUUUUACCAGGAUGCAAAAUGAUUUUUAGACAGUUGCCUUAUGUAAAAUGAUAUUAUUAUUUUUUUUAUAUCUAUAUCUUGCUAUGUGCUCAGAUACCUUUACCCAAUAUGUAUUUGCAAAGUUUCUAUCAUGUCAGUUAUGCUGAAGUGAAUUGUUAUAGCUGCAAUGUUUAGUCCAGGGACCUCAAGCUAUGAUCAGUGCGUAUUGUGUAGUAUACAGCUAAAAGCAACCUUUGCCAGCUAGAGAACUUUAGCUCAGUGAUGGUGAUGUUUUACUUGAAGGUGGGGUUCGAAGUUACAAAAGCAGUUUUUUAUUAUGGCCUUUUUGGCAUUAGUCGUUGCGCUCAGGAGUUUGAGCCUUACAAUAAACAGCAAAGCUGAGCUGCACAAACAGACAGAUAUCCCCUAGUUUUUGCCUCAUUUUCUCCUUUACCAAAGCACCUACAGUAGAAAAAGCAAAGAAGCCUAAUACGCCUUAUUAAAGGAGCUACUGCCAUGAAACUUGAGGCUUGAUAAAACCAGUGAUCUCAGGUAUCAUCCUCUCAUGUGAACAUGAUAACUUAAAUCAACCAGUGGCUCCUUCUUUUAUUUUUCAACUUACCAUUCCAUAGUGGAACAACAGAACAUUUUAAAAUAUAAAGUUGCGAGAUCCUCUUUGAUGUUAACUAAGUCUUGUUGACAUUUUGUGUCAUUGCGCUGUGGCAUUGUGUUUUUUUUUUUUUUUUUGUCUAGAUUUCAGUAGUUUCUAUAAAAGUUUUAGUGCUGGUUUACUCUGCAACAGGAACUUGUGGGCAAUAUGAUGCAGUGACCUGUACAAUGUUUUUCCCCCUACUGCCAUUUUUCAAUAAAAAAAGAAAACUUAAA